GUCGAGGACCGAUUGGAUGCAUAUCUCGGAACCUUUAUCGGUCCUAAGGACACGCCAUAUGAAGGCGGCAUCUUUCACGUCCGCUUCAGCCUCAAGGAGGGAUAUCCAUUUACACCCCCAGAAAUGUGGUUCUUGACCAAGAUCCUACAUCCCAACGUCGACACCCGAGGUACAAUCUGCAUGGACCUUGACUGGUCCCCAUCUCUCACUCUAGAAGUGCUGUUGGCCUCUGCAGCGUCACUUCUAGACACCCCAGACUGGUGGGAUCCUAUGCCAGAUGGUCUUGUGUCCACGCUGGGGAACGAUGCAGAAAAGUUUGAUGAGAUGGCCAGAAAGUGGACAAAAGACUUCGCAACG
Fusarium vanettenii 77-13-4 is the source of this 357-nucleotide messenger RNA. RefSeq lists its product as uncharacterized. The record is from RefSeq and is a predicted model, not a curated record. Lineage: Eukaryota; Fungi; Ascomycota; Sordariomycetes; Hypocreales; Nectriaceae. Gene Ontology annotation, cellular component: nucleus. Gene Ontology annotation, molecular function: ubiquitin conjugating enzyme activity. The annotation marks the transcript as partial. The transcript has a single exon. Gene Ontology annotation, biological process: protein polyubiquitination.